AGACCAUGCCCGAGACAAUUUCGGCCGUUGGCAGGGCAGCAAGGCGGAGUGAAAUGGCAGAAAUUAUUGAGGAGGGCUUAGCGUCGGUGAGUUGCAGCUAGUAGCUUCAGCCUGGUGCGUCGCCGAGAUGCCACAUACGAAGAGCAUUCCCCGCUAUCGAAUUUCUUCAACAUUUCCGAACAUUUACGCAGACCGAAGCAUAUACGGAUCGACGACUCAGUGCGCGGGCUCAAACGGAUGUGCGACUGAGGCCGACGGCCUCAUCCAGGCAACCUCUUUAAUACCCUCCAACGCAUGCCAUCUUCCUCAACCAACAUCUACUUGCAAAUAUACACAUCGAUAAUAAUAUCUCACCAACAUCCCCCGCCUUCCUCUCCGCCCUUCUACGCCGACCCAACCGACGCACCUUCAGCCUCUUCUCACCAAUAACCUCCCCACGAACACCAUACCCGCCCAAGAUGGCGCACAAGACCCCAUCCUCUCCGACGCGCCCCGCGCACCUCGCCUCUCCAGGCGCCAUACCACCCCGCACCUCCUCAACAAACGGGCCCUCCCAAACACAGAAGCCCGUCGUCCCAGCGCUCCCCGAAUCCUCAUGGCUCUACUCUCGACACUCCAGCCUCGCUGCCUCCGUAUCCCCUGCCGCCAUCGACCAAGUGGCCUCUUCAACCCCCACAACCACAACCACCCACCCCUCCACUGGCCCCACGCCGUGGUCCGAGGCCAAAGAAACAAUCCUCACAGGCCCAUACGACUAUCUCGACUCCCACCCUGGGAAAGACAUCCGCUCGCGCCUUAUCGGCGCCUUCGACGCCUGGCUUCACGUCCCCGCACCCGCCCUCGCAAUCAUCACAAAGGUAGUCGGCAUGCUCCACACGGCCUCCCUCCUCGUCGACGACGUCGAAGACAGCUCGCUGCUUCGCCGCGGCCUUCCCGUCGCCCACUCCAUCUUCGGCACAGCGCAGACGAUCAACUCAGCAAACUACGUAUACUUCCUCGCGCUGCAGGAGCUCUUCAAGCUCGACGAGCUAAGGGAUAAGGAGGGCGGGAAUAGCAAGCCCAGAGGCGAGGCGGUGCGCAUAUAUAGCGAGGAGCUGAUUAAUCUGCAUCGUGGGCAGGGCAUGGAUCUGUACUGGCGCGACACCCUUACCGUGCCUACUGAAGCCGAUUACCUCGAGAUGGUACGCAACAAGACGGGCGGGCUGUUCCGGCUCGCCGUGCGCUUGAUGCAGGCUGAGAGCGCAUCUACUACCGACUUCGCCCCCCUAGCCUCGCUAAUAGGCAUCCUCUACCAAAUCCGCGACGACUACGCCAACCUCCUCUCCCCCACCUACUCCACCAACAAAGGGAUGUGCGAGGACCUCACCGAAGGCAAAUUCUCCUUCCCCAUCAUCCACGCCAUCCGCGUCGACCCCUCGCUCGUGCUCCUCAACAUCCUAAGGCAGAAGAGCGCGGAUGGGGAGGUCAAGCGGUAUGCGGUCGCGUAUAUGGAGGGGAAGGGCAGCUUUGCGUAUUGUAGGGAGGUGCUGAAGGAGUUGGGGAGGGAGGCGGUGGUGGAGGUGGAGAGGGUUAGUGGGGGGGAGGGUAGGUGGAGGGAGGAGGUUUUGGGGAUUUUGGGGGGGUUGGCGGUGGAGGGUGCGUGA
This is a messenger RNA of Pseudogymnoascus destructans, 1643 nucleotides long. It is a transcript of the gene BTS1, whose product is annotated as terpene cyclase. Gene Ontology annotation, biological process: isoprenoid biosynthetic process. The record is from RefSeq and is a predicted model, not a curated record. The transcript has 4 exons. The coding region runs from base 459 to 1643 and encodes 394 amino acids. Lineage: Eukaryota; Fungi; Ascomycota; Leotiomycetes; Thelebolales; Thelebolaceae. Gene Ontology annotation, molecular function: prenyltransferase activity.